AUGCUUCCGUUCUCGGAAAGGCAGAACGUCUCGAUGUCCGGAAGACAGACAGUCGGACCUGUAGAUGCGUUGUACGCCACAGUUACCUUCGUGGCAGUGGGAGUCGGGAUGGAAGUAACUUCGCAGCCCAGCUCGUCAGAGGCGUCCAGACAGUCGAGGUGGCCGUCGCAGAUGGCAGUCAUGUUGUGGCAGCUGCAUGUGUCACAGAGAAAUUGCUCGGCACUCGGACAGAUGCAGGCUACACAUAAGAGUGAAGGAAUUGAGGCGAUUCUGGUAAAUAAUUGUGUAGGAAUUCAACUAUACUACUGUUCCCUCUACCACUCAAUGCAUCCUCUAGCACUGCGCUGGAUCUAG
Messenger RNA from Protopolystoma xenopodis, 354 nucleotides. The record is from the annotation of a GenBank genome assembly. NCBI's taxonomy places the organism in Eukaryota, Metazoa, Platyhelminthes, Monogenea, Polystomatidea, Polystomatidae.